AUGAACCGCUUCAGGUACCUGCUGCUGCUAUGUUUCCUCUCUCCACUUGUGGUGGAUUCCUCUGUUGAUGAAGACGGCUACUUCAUGUUUGCUGACUUUUGCUGUGUUAUGCACUCCAGAAACAAGAAGACAGUGGAGUAUCUGAUCGAUUGGUAUUUUAACAAAGAGUUUACGAUGCAGUACAACAGCACAGUCGGCAAGUGGACGGGUCUCACGCCGGCUGGAUUAAUCACAGCAUCUCAGUUUAAUGAAGACAAAUUUGAUGUUGAGCAGAGAAAAGCAGAGAAACAACUGACUUGUGUCAAUAAUGUUGAUGCAGUAUUCAACGGAGUUCAGGAAAACAUAGCUGCACCCAGCAUGACUCUCCAGGAGGGAGACCACACUUCCAGCCAUGACACAAUACUCGUGUGCAGCGUUUAUGACUUCUACCCCAAACACAUCCUUGUGACUUGGUACCUGAAUGGACAGGAAGUGACUGAGGGUGUGACAAUAAGUGAAGUGAUGACAAAUGGAGACUGGACCUAUCAGGUUCACUCUUAUCUGGAGUGCACACCUAGCCCAAAGGACGGAGUCACCUGUACGGUAGAGCAUGUUAGCCUAAAGGAGCCCAAGAGUUCUUACUGGGACUCUUGCUUGAGACCAUCUGAAAGGAGUUAUCUAGCUGGAGGAGUUUGUGCUUUGCUCUUUGGAGCAUUAACUUUGUGUUUGGGACUGAUCUAUUACAGAAGAAAAACCUCUGAUCCAAAAUUGUCUGGUUCUCUAUAA
Molecule: messenger RNA, 765 nt
Organism: Pelmatolapia mariae (spotted tilapia)
Lineage: Eukaryota; Metazoa; Chordata; Actinopteri; Cichliformes; Cichlidae
Product: rano class II histocompatibility antigen, A beta chain-like
Exons: 4
Coding region: 1-765 (254 amino acids)
Biological process (GO): immune response; antigen processing and presentation
Cellular component (GO): MHC class II protein complex; membrane
Source: RefSeq, a predicted model, not a curated record